AUGUCAAAUACGAGUGUAAACUUCAUUUAUGUUUGUUGCUUUAACCUAAGCCCCAAAAAUUCUAAACCAAAACCCGAGCAACUCUGUUACUGCUUCCAACCUCUCAAGUUUUGCAGGGGCUGGAUAAGGGAUACAAAAAGAAAGAAGACAACAAGAGUGGUUUAUAACAGGGUGAUCGCGGUUCGGUUUGAAAGCAAAAGCUUAUGGAUUGGAUGGCAUUUUGGAAGUGGAUAGCAUUUUGGAAAUGAGCUUGCGGAUAAUGGAAAAAUAUUUGGUGUUUUGUGUGUAUUAGUUAAAUGUUUGAUGUAGUGGAACGAUAUUUGUUGUUUUUAUUUGCUGUUUUGGAUGAUUUUUAGGUUGCAUGAAUCGAUA
Molecule: messenger RNA, 372 nt
Organism: Lactuca virosa
Lineage: Eukaryota; Viridiplantae; Streptophyta; Magnoliopsida; Asterales; Asteraceae
Source: the annotation of a GenBank genome assembly